CUCUUCUGACUGGGCGGGUAUUGUGAUUGCUCACAUCGUGGACGCGGACCGAGUCUUGAGUCGCACCUCAUCAAGCCAUUUGUCAGGAGUCAGACUCACAUAGUGCUCUUGAUGACGAGCUUGGCAAGCUGGGAGGACGCAAGUCAUGCCAAGGGAUAUGAAGAUUCUCUCCUGCACCCGCUUCAUGAUCAAGAUCUAGUCGACCACGUCUUGCUCUCAUCUAACGACCUCUCACGCUUUACGAAACGCCAGCCCGACAGCCUGCCUCUCCUCCAAAUCCAGCCCUGAAAGCAUACAUCUUGCGCAAUGGUCAAGCCUCAUCGUCUCAGCGUGAUCUCACCGGCCACAAAGCUGCCAUUUCCAGGCGAGCCUGAUUCUCCUUCGACGCAGGCGGACGCUGCAGCCACCAAGCCGAAGCCGCAGCAGAAGCCAUCCUCCAAGACGUUCCUGGACCACAUUCGUUUGAGGACGCUUAGUAACAGCAAGAAGGAUGGCAAGUCCAGCUCUGCGCCAUCCACACCUCGCCCCGGGGACGAAGCCAAUGGUGCGCAGUCCCUCGAUCUGGCCGUGGCUAAGUUGAGCCUCAGCUCGGAGAUCACGCCAGAUGGCCUCUCAAAGAAAGAAGCCGGCAAGCAAGGCGAGGUGAAGCGCCAGAUGACGCCAGCUGCCGAAAUCAAGCAGGCCGACGCACAGAUCCCGACAGAGUUCGGCAGCCGUGUCUACAUCUUCUCUCCCGAUCAGUCGAUGUCCGACAUUCAAGCCCAGGUGGAUGAGGUGUUCAGCGCCCAGGAGACCAAUCAAUUUGGCUCAGACCGCUUCGUUCUUCUCUUCAUGCCCGGCAAAUAUCAGCUUGAUGUGAAGAUCGGCUACUACACCACUGUACACGGUCUGGGUCGCUUCCCUGAAGAUACCAUCAUCGAAGGCGCUGUCCGGGUCAAAGCCGACUGGAUGGAGAACAGCAAUGCCACCUUGAACUUUUGGAGAGGCGCCGAGAAUCUCACAGUCAUUCCGACCAUCGAAGAGGAUCAAAAGAUCCUAGUGUGGGCUGUGUCGCAAGCCACGUUCUUCCGUCGCAUUAGCGUCCAGGGCAAUGUGGUCCUGUCUGACCAUGGUGGUUGGUCCAGCGGAGGCUUCAUCGCCGAUUGCAAAGUCUCGGGUAACAUCGACAAUGGCACACAACAGCAGUUCAUCACUCGUAACACCAGCAUGGGAAGCUGGACAGGCGGGUCUUACGCUCAAGUCUUUGUUGGAGAUGAAGGCGCUCCACCGGAAGACUGGCCCGCCAAGCCCUUCUCCACGAUCAAGCGCACUCCUGUGCUGCGCGAGAAGCCGUAUCCCAUCGUCAACGAAAAGGGGACCCUGCAGAUCGUCGUGCCACAACUAAAGCUCAGCAGCGUUGGACCUAGCUGGGUCGAGUCGCAGGACGCCGGAUGCGAUUCCCCUCCUGCUGAUGUGGUGCUCGACCUCUCUAGCUUCUACAUCGCCUCCCCGCUCAAGGACACUGCCUCGACCAUCAACGCUGCUCUGGACUCUGGCAAGUCGAUCGUCUUUAGUCCUGGCGUAUACCCGCUCGACCAAGCGCUUGCUGUCACGCAGCCAAACACCAUUCUGCUUGGCAUCGGACUCGCCACCCUCAGACCCGAAAAUGGCACGGCCGCUGUGACUAUAUCUGAUGUCGAUGGCGUGACAGUGUCUGGAUUGCUGCUGGACGCUGGCUUCCGCAACUCUGCCAACCUCAUCACGGUAGGGGACGCCAAAUCCGCCCUUUGCCACUCGCACAACCCAAUCGUUCUUCACGACAUUUUCUGCCGCGUCGGCGGUGCUGGCUUGGGCCGCGCAACAACCUGCAUGACCAUCAAUGCUCGCGACACAAUUGUCGACAACACCUGGAUUUGGCGAGCCGAUCACGGUGAAGGUGUCGGUUGGUACGAUAAUCAGGCUGCCGUUGGUCUGCUCGUCGAAGCAGAUGAUGUCACCAUCUACGGGCUCUUUGUUGAACACUUUCAGCAGUAUCAAACGGUUUGGAACGGUGAACGUGGACAGGUGUUCUUCUACCAGAGCGAAUUUCCAUACGACCCGCCCAACAACGCUGUCUGGUCCCAUUCGCGCGUUCCGGGCUAUGCAUCCUACAAAGUUGCUCCCAGCGUCAAAUCCCACUUCGCUACUGGGCUGGGUAUCUACGCCGUCUUCGUCAACGGCGGCGAGGGUGUGGUCAGCUAUACCGCAGUCGAGCAGCCGGUCUCUGAUGAGGCUUAUGCCAUCAAGGUGGUCCUUGUGCGACACGUCUCCAUCGUGCGCUUUGCUGGAAAGGCCGGAACGGGGGUCAAUCACGUCAUCAACGGCCUUGGCAAGGGCAUCGGCGACAAUACCCGUCUAUCUAUGCUCAAGGAUGCCUACUCUGGCGAUGAUCAGACCUCGCCUGACCUGCAAAAAGCUGCUAGCAAAGUAGCUGCAAAGCGCAAAUAGUCGUCCAGGGCUACCGAGCAACGCAGAAUCCGCAUCUAGGUUCCUACAAGCUACCCUUCGUAUCGCAGCCCAGCUUCCAAUGCAUACCGCGGGAUUCUCCUUUUCUUAACGUCGCUUUACGACCCUUGAUCAGACCUGCUACGACAAAUUUUCAUGAGCGCUUAUUGAGCUUCAUCGAUCGAGUUCAGACCUUGCGAAUGGCAUCGUCGUGGCUG
This is a messenger RNA of Ceraceosorus guamensis, 2681 nucleotides long. RefSeq lists its product as hypothetical. The transcript is spliced from 6 exons. The record is from RefSeq and is a predicted model, not a curated record. NCBI's taxonomy places the organism in Eukaryota, Fungi, Basidiomycota, Exobasidiomycetes, Ceraceosorales, Ceraceosoraceae. The coding region runs from base 307 to 2466 and encodes 719 amino acids.